This is a messenger RNA of Lytechinus variegatus (green sea urchin), 1866 nucleotides long. RefSeq lists its product as uncharacterized. Lineage: Eukaryota; Metazoa; Echinodermata; Echinoidea; Temnopleuroida; Toxopneustidae. The record is from RefSeq and is a predicted model, not a curated record. The transcript is spliced from 3 exons. Bases 219 to 1055 code for a protein of 278 amino acids.
UUCUUAAAUAUAAUUUUGUCUUUCAUGUUGUUUCUUCAAAAUAAUGAAUACCUUUGUUAAAGACUGGAUCGAGUUGCAAAUGCGGGGAUUCCGCUCGGUUGUGUUUAAUGUUGAGGCAAUGUUCGUAAGAUUGCAAUGUUCAUAACAUUGCAUAGUAUUGCGUGGGCCAAUAUAACACCUAGUUUAUUACACGUAGCUGACAUGUUGCUGAGGGAUUCAUGUUCGUCCGUUUCCCGAUUGUUGGUAAAAGUCUUAAAAAACGCAGGUCCAGCAUGGCGGUUACAAUUGGCGUGUGUACAUCUGCCAUGGAGUCUAACGUCAGCGUGCUCUUGUCCAAGUUGAGAUCGAGUCUGCCGAUGAUCACCAUCAUGAUGGUGUCCUUACCUUACAACGAUCUCGACAGCUUUCGAUUAGAGUUACAAGGUCUUGAUGGGUUGAUCCUUUGUCAUUCUAUCAACAACCGUCGCCUUGCCAUAACCAAUGUCUUGGAUGCACUCUAUGAUAAGUUCUUGCCCAGAGCAAAGAAAUUGCUGAGUAAGAGGAACGUAGCCGUAAUUGCGCAUGACUUCAGCUGGCCAUUCCAGAAGAAAGCUACACUCGAAAGUUUCCAGGUGAACCAACCGACGGCUGUGGAUUGCUCUUCACUCCUCAUCUUCUGUGGUAAGUUGGACAACACCCGGGAUAAUACCCUGCAGAUGGAUGACUUCGAUUGGAACCAACUUUUGAAAUUUGCAAUGAACGUCACACCCCAGAAGAGGUCUCAGGAGCAAGCACCCACUGGUGGAUCAGGGAGUUCCCUGUUUGGAUCAUCUGUAGAUCUGCUUUGGGCAUCUUGUAAUAAGUCCAUGCUUUGGGAAUGGAUCCAGUCCGCAAUGAGUCUCUUUGUUUGCAUCAUUGUAGUCAUCGUCGUGAGCGUUAUCACGAUCGUAACCAUUGUCGGUUUAUUUCCAUUUGUAAUGAUAAUAUCGGCUGUCUUUUUGUUGCUAUAUUGGUUCUUGAAGAACGUACGUCAUCACAGUGAAGCCAAAAAAAGUAUUCAAAGUCAGCCUGUAUGAUGUCAAGAGUGAGGUAACCAGCCACUAUUGAAAAGAUAAAGAAAGGGUAUUGAGGUACAUGUGGUAUACGUGCACUUAUCCAGUAUGGCGUGCUCAUUUUUCCAAAGCUUUUUACAACCACUUUUCUGAGAAGGGCCCAUUUCUUGAAUUGUGUUUUCUCCUCUGAGCGAAAGGGAGAUGGCUCCAGUUUGUCCAGGUUAUUGUGUUUUUAGCAUGUCAUAUUUUUCAUAAGGGAGUGCUAUUUUUUUUUUUUAGUAAUAACAGUUAAGUUUUGUUUAUUUGUUCGUCAUGAUAUUUUAUGUGAGCCAUCUUGUAUAAAAUUGUACUCGUCCAGUUCUUUGAAGGGAGGAAGGAUCAAUAUUUGUAAAUCAGAUACAGCGACAGGCUGGUAGAAAGUCAUUUUUACACCACGCCAUGCAUUGUUGAAUGCUUAUGACAAAAAUUACGAGCCAUGCUGAGAAGAAAAAAAAAUCAGUUUUACAAAAUCAUCGCUCGCAAGAUUAUGGAAUAUUUUCAUUAUUUUGUAUAGAUAUCUUUCAUCACCAUGACGUCAUUUACCCAUGAUUUGAUAUGUUGAUAUUCCAGCAUCAUGACAUCUUUUUAUUUUUUAAUUUAAAAUAUCCGAGCAUCUGCGUGUGUGUGUGUGCGUGUGCUUGUGGGCGUUUCUUUGUUUGAAUUUCAAACCAAUUUGCAUUUGACUUUGGUUCUUAUUUUCUUCAGCCGCUUUCGAAAUUGUUGAUUGUUGACCUGUAUUGUAAAUUAAAUAUAACAAGAGGAGGUGAUAUAUAGGGGACAUCCCGUAUUAUCAUUU